UAAUAGGUUAUUGUGAAACAAACACGGUGAAAGUUUUCGGAGAGAACAAAUCGGAAUAGGAGGGAGGAAUCCACUCACGGGAUCAAGCUUUAAGCCUCUAACCGUCUCCCUCACUGCUUACCUAAGAGGAAUCAACCUAGAAAAUGUGCUUUCACUGGAAACUUAACGAUCCUUCUUUCAAUCGUCGCCUCAAAACAUAAAUCCUUUCUCCUGUUUUUUUUUUUAGAACUCUGCAGAAUAUCCAGAAGGAAAAAUAACCGAAAUAAAAACCAGAAGGAAAGAGGGAAGGCCGAGAGCAAAAGAAGACUCUAGUCCCUUUCAAAAUGCUUGUGCAGUCCCUCCUCUCCUCAAAAACCCCCAGAUCUGUGGCCUGCAGCUGCUAUGGGGCUGAGACAAGCAGAUCUGGAGAUGGAUUUCCGGCGAUGGAGCGAGAUGGAUGAAGAAACCUACAGGCACAACUGCUGGAGAUGGAGAUCAAAAGUGGAGGUGAUGGUCAAUGAUGAUGAUGGUGGUGACGGUGACGACGCUGAUGGUGGUGAUGGCCGGAAUUGGGGGAGGGGGCUCCAAGGAGAAAGAUCGGGAACUUAUUUUCAACUCUGCUUUUUUUUCCUUGUUUUUUUUUAUUCUACACGGUUUUUCGAUUGUUGCUUGCUACUGCUAGUUCUCUUUUUGUAUUAUAAAAAGAGUAUUAAUGGAACUUAUUUUCAACUCUGCUUAGUUCUCUGUGUUUGACUGUUAUUUAUAAAAUGAAACUUAUUUUUAAAGAAAAUAUUAAUAUUAAUGGAAACAGUAUGCUUGUAUAAUUUAAUUUAUAUAAUAUAAAUCAUGACUGUGUUACUUUAUGAUGCAGGUGUUCAUCUUCUAGUUCUAACUCCAUAAUUUCAUCAAAAUGUCAGACAAUAUAGCAUUAGAGGAUUCUCGUGAGAACUUGGACAUUGCAACUGGUGCUAGUGCUAAUAUCUUCGAGAUCCUUGGGAAUGCUUUCUUCGAAACUGAUGCGGAUAUGAUAUCGGAUUCCUUCCUCUGUUGUCAGUAUCAUGGCCCCGUUUGCAAAAUGUUAAUGGAAUUGCCUGCCUUUCAACCUCAAGCAAGCAAAGCUGAGCAGGGAUCAACCUUCUGUGAAAGUAGGACAACUAAUUAAGAAGAAAUAAUUAGUGGCCCAUAUAAAACAGAAAAUGCCAGCUUGUACAUUUAUUACCAGCGUCUGACAUCGUCGGCCGGUGAGGACCUAGAGCUCAGCAACCAUGUGAAAUGUGUCCCUUAAAAUCUCUCGACAUCAAAGAUAUGAUGAUGCCGUCUACUGGUGGGGUUAAAAAUUAGAUGAGCAAUGCUAAAAGGACACUCGUUAAUUGCACUCUCCAACUAACAUUUUCACUUUCAUUCCAGUAAAGCUAAGCAGGGAAC
Molecule: messenger RNA, 1404 nt
Organism: Rubroshorea leprosula
Lineage: Eukaryota; Viridiplantae; Streptophyta; Magnoliopsida; Malvales; Dipterocarpaceae
Source: the annotation of a GenBank genome assembly